AUGAAUCCCAGCAAAAGUACCCAAGAUGUCAUCCGAUGUGAUCUUUGUGGGGAUGCUAUAGUGCAGAUGUAUUGUGAUAUUUGUCAUGUCAACCUCCGCAUUUCUCGCAUUGGAGAACAUAUUUGUGAUAAUUAUGAUGUCUCUAAUGCAAAGAGAGAAGUGAUCGUCAAAGAUACUGACGAAAUCGAAAACAUAAUUUCGCCAACAUAUGAAGAAGUAGCAAGAGACAUAGAAAAUCAGAUAGAUAACUUAGAUAAAGAGACACUUACAACAACUGUGGCCAAACACCGAGAAGACUGUCUCAGAGUAAUCAAUAAUAUUGUCGAUAAAAUGAAGGUAGAAAUCGAAGAACAGAAGAUCAAACAUAUGAACAUUUUGAAAGAACAUUUGGAUGAAAUCAGACAAAUACAACUCCGGAUUGAGAAAACAUCGCUAAAAUUGAAUCUUAUUGAAGAAUCAAAAGAUAUGUCCUUGACCAUGGAAUACAGUUCUAAAAAUAAAGAAUUCAUUUCGUCCAACUUCGUCCAAAAAUUCAGAAGAAAACGGUUUCAAACAAAAAAAAUCAAAAUCAGAGAGUCCCAAAAAGAGUUCCUAGAGGAACCAGAGCUCGUCACUACUAUAAAUACUGGAUACGAAAAUCAUCUCCUAAGUGUUACCUGUUUCGGUGAUGAAGAAAUCUGGACAAGGCUAGAGGAGGUAAUCAGAUUUCAGGACUGGACACCUUCACAAAUCUGUGUCACCUCCUCUGGUGAUCUCCUGGUUACCAUGUACAGUGACGAUCAAACACAAUCGAAAGUUGUCCGUUACCCAGGCUCCAAAGAGAAAUAA
Molecule: messenger RNA, 828 nt
Organism: Saccostrea cuccullata (small rock oyster)
Lineage: Eukaryota; Metazoa; Mollusca; Bivalvia; Ostreida; Ostreidae
Exons: 4
Coding region: 1-828 (275 amino acids)
Source: RefSeq, a predicted model, not a curated record